This is a messenger RNA of Pygoscelis adeliae (Adelie penguin), 2915 nucleotides long. It is a transcript of the gene BAP1, whose product is annotated as BRCA1 associated protein-1 (ubiquitin carboxy-terminal hydrolase). Gene Ontology annotation, molecular function: cysteine-type deubiquitinase activity. Gene Ontology annotation, cellular component: cytoplasm. Gene Ontology annotation, biological process: ubiquitin-dependent protein catabolic process; protein deubiquitination. The record is from RefSeq and is a predicted model, not a curated record. Bases 1 to 2241 code for a protein of 746 amino acids. The transcript is spliced from 18 exons. Lineage: Eukaryota; Metazoa; Chordata; Aves; Sphenisciformes; Spheniscidae.
AUGGUCAGGAUGCUGAAGGUGGGUCCAGCUUCAUCUGGCUCCAACGGGAGAGCGUUGGUUCAGGUCCUCUUGCGGAAGAGGAUGAUGAAUGGGGAUGGAGGGAUGAAGGGAACCAGAGCACCUCCUUUUUCUGGCUGCGCCUUGGCCUGUGAUCACGUGGGACCUUCGGGGGGCGGUGGCAGCAGGUUUCCUCUCUGCUCUCUUCAGCCAGAAGUAACCGGUUGGUUUUGUUCCUUUUCAGGUCUCUUCACACUCCUGGUCGAAGAUUUUGGGGUCAAGGGAGUGCAGGUUGAAGAGAUUUAUGAUCUGCAGAGCAAAUGCCAAGGCCCUGUGUAUGGGUUCAUCUUCUUGUUCAAGUGGAUUGAGGAGCGCAGAUCACGCCGGAAGGUCUCUACCCUGGUGGAUGAGACGUCGGUGAUCGACGAUGACAUCGUUAAUAACAUGUUCUUUGCUCACCAGCUGAUCCCCAAUUCCUGUGCCACCCAUGCCCUGCUGAGCGUCCUCCUGAACUGCAACAAUGUCGACCUGGGCCCCACGCUGAGCCGCAUGAAGGAUUUCACCAAAGGAUUCAGCCCUGAGAGUAAAGGCUAUGCCAUCGGCAAUGCCCCAGAGCUGGCCAAGGCCCAUAACAGCCAUGCCAGGCCGGAGCCACGGCACUUGCCGGAAAAGCAGAAUGGUAUCAGCGCUGUGCGAACCAUGGAGGCUUUUCAUUUUGUCAGUUACGUCCCCAUCAAGGGACGGCUCUUUGAGCUGGACGGGCUGAAGGUCUAUCCCAUUGACCACGGGCCGUGGGCUGACGACGAGGAAUGGACGGACAAAGCCAGGAGAGUAAUCAUGGAGCGCAUCGGCCUGGCCACUGCAGGGGAGCCGUACCACGACAUCCGCUUCAACCUGAUGGCGGUGGUGCCUGAUCGGAGGAUGAAGUACGAGUCCAAACUGCACAUCCUGAAGAUGAACCGCCAGACUGUGCUGGAGGCCUUGCAGCAGCUUAUCCGAGUAACUCAGCCUGAGCUGAUCCAUACCCAGAAGUCUCAGGAGUCUCAGCCUCCGGAAGAGGCAAAGCCAGCCAGCAGCAAGACUGUGACUCCAGAGAGCACCCAUCCAGACGGCACCGAUGAGCCUGCCAGCCAGGGCCACCCUGCGGCCACGCAGAGCCCGCCCAGCAAAUCCAAACCGGUGGCAAAGACGUCAGCGAGUAGUAUCAACGGGGCGCCGUCAGCAAACCCCAACCCCAUCGUGCAGAGGUUGCCAGCCUUCCUGGAUAACCACAACUACGCCAAAUCCCCCAUGCAGGAGGAGGAGGACCUUGCGGCAGGAGUGGGUCGCAGCCGGGUCCCAGUCCGACAGCACCAGCAGUACUCUGACGAUGAGGAUGACUACGAUGAUGAUGAGGAGGAAGAAGUUCGUAACACCAACUCGGCCAUCAGGUACAAAAGGAAAGGGCAGGUGAAGCAAGAGCACGCGACGGGGGCUGCGGAUGGCCAGCUCUCCGUCCUCCAGCCCAACACCAUCAACGUCCUGGCUGAGAAGCUGAAGGAGUCUCAAAAGGAUCUUUCCAUACCCCUGUCCAUCAAGACGAGUGGCGGGGGGGCCAACCCCACCCGCCCCUCCAGCCCCGUUACCUCCCACAUCUCCAAGGUGCUCUUCGGCGAGGAGGACGGCCUGCUGCGUGUCGACUGCAUGCGCUACAACCGGGCCGUCAGGGACCUGGGGCCCGUUAUCAGCACCGGGCUGCUGCACCUCACAGAGGACGGCGUGUUCUGCCCGCUGGCUGUUGCAGAUGGGGGGAAAAGCUCCCCCCCUUCCAUCAAACCCGGUGAAGAGGCCCCGGUCGCAAUCAAACUGGACGAGAAGGAGGGCAGUGAGGCCAGUGACAGCAAAGAGAAGGUGGGACUUGGCAGGACCAGUGAUCACCCUGGGGGGGAAAAGUAUUCUCCCAAGGAGCUGCUGGCACUACUGAAGUGCGUGGAGGCAGAGAUUGCGAACUAUGAGGCCUGCCUGAAGGAAGAGGUGGAGAAGAGGAAGAAAUUCAAGAUCGAUGACCAGAGGAGAACCCACAACUACGACGAGUUCAUCUGUACCUUCAUCUCCAUGCUGGCCCAGGAAGGCAUGCUGGCAAGCCUCGUGGAGCAGAACAUCUCCGUCCGCAGGCGGCAGGGAGUCAGCAUCGGCCGUCUGCACAAGCAGAGGAAGCCGGACCGCCGGAAACGCUCCCGCCCGUAUAAAGCCAAGCGUCAGUAGCCUGGGAGUCAAGACUGUGAGAAGCAGCAGCUGGGCUUUGCGGCUUUGGGCAGUGGCACUUGGAUCUAUGUUACCCUUUGCCCAAGGACGAGGGACCACAGUGACAAGCUCUCAGCCGAGGUGGAGCCUGGGGACAAAGGGAAAUCGGGUUUUCCUCUGAGCCCGAGUUGUGAAGGGCGGGAAUAUGUUGUCUUGAGGGGAGUCCCUGCAGCUGCAGCAGAAGGCAAGCCGGAGUGCCCAGCUGCCUGACUGUGCCACGGCAGCGCCCAGAGGCCAUGGGCCUGUGUCUCGGCGCUGUGGCUGAGGACUGCGGCAGGAGGGGAAGAGCCCACCCGGCCGGUGACGGGUCUGGUGGUGUGGGAACGCCAGUGAUGCCGAUGCGAGGCUGUGCUGGCCGCAGCUGGCUGUAGCUUGUGUCCUCCUGCGUCUAGGCCUUCAGCUCUGUGCUUCCCCAGGACACUCACGUCUGUGUUUUCUAUCCCUCUCCCUCCCUUCCCCAAAUUUAUUUUUGGUUCUGACCCUCGCUUUGGCCGUUGCCGAGCAAGGCGGCGCCUGGACAGAGCCUGUUCUGCAUCCACCCCCCGCUGCACCGCCCAGCUCCCAGAGCUGGCCGACGCGUGGCCAGGCAGUCCUGCCUCGCCCUGCCCUCACUGCUCUGGGGAUGGCAGCAGGGG